AUGAAGUCGGCCGUGGGCUCACGCGGCGGCGGGUCCGGGGUGUCGGGCGGCGGCUGGGGCGGCGGACGCGGCGGCGGGGGAAAGGGAGCAGGAGGAGAUGGCGGCGGCCCGGGGGGCAAGGGCGGUUUCGGGGUGCGGGGCCGCGGCUUCGGCGGCCGGGGUCGGGGGCGCGGCGGCGGGGACGGCAGGGACCGUGGUGGCAGCGGGCAGGGGCGCACCGGCGUGGCCAAGAGCAAGAGCCGCCGCAGGAAGGGCGGCAGCGCGGUGUCGGUGGAGCCGCACCGGCAUGAGGGCGUCUUCAUCUACCGCGGAGCGGAGGACGCGCUGGUCACGCUGAACAUGGUGCCUGGCCAGUCGGUGUACGGCGAGCGGCGCGUCACGGUGACCGAGGGCGGUGUUAAGCUCGAGUACCGCACGUGGAACCCCUUUCGCUCCAAGCUGGCCGCGGCCAUCCUAGGUGGGGUCGACCAGAUCCACAUCAAGCCCAAGUCCAAAGUGCUGUACCUGGGGGCCGCCUCGGGGACCACUGUCUCCCAUGUUUCCGACAUCAUCGGCCCAGAUGGCCUGGUCUACGCGGUCGAGUUCUCGCACCGCGCCGGCCGCGAUCUGGUCAACGUGGCCAAGAAGCGAACCAACAUCAUCCCGGUCCUUGAGGAUGCCCGGCAUCCGCUCAAGUACCGCAUGCUUAUCGGGAUGGUGGACGUGAUCUUCGCCGACGUGGCCCAGCCAGAUCAGUCUCGCAUCCUGGCUCUGAAUGCCCACACCUUCUUGCGCAAUGGGGGCCACUUCCUCAUUUCCAUCAAGGCCAACUGCAUCGACUCCACGGCAUCUGCCGAAGCGGUGUUUGCUUCUGAGGUGAGGAAGUUGCAGCAGGAGAAUUUGAAGCCUCAAGAACAGCUGACCCUGGAGCCCUAUGAGAGGGAUCACGCUGUGGUUGUUGGGGUCUACCGGCCUCUGCCCAAGAGCAGCAACAAGUAGCACCCAGCUCAGGCUGUCCCUGAGGUCUCCCCAAGACUGUGUUGUGUUCAAUGUUACUCUGUGUGUUCUUUGUGUGCGUUUUGGGGUUUUGUUUGUUUGUUUUCUAUUAAAUGACAUAAAGAAGCUGUACCCAGGUGUCAGUGAGGCCAGGUUGAGUUUUGCUGCAGUAACAUCAAUCCCCAAGCCCCAGUGACCUAAAACAACUCAUGAUAGCGGCCCAUCAAGGACCAGCCUGGGAGCUCUGCUUAUUCUAAUCACUAAGGGACCUGUCUCCCUAGCACCCAUCUUCUAACAUGCUUUCUCC
Messenger RNA from Trichechus manatus latirostris (Florida manatee), 1282 nucleotides. RefSeq names its product fibrillarin like 1 (gene FBLL1). Gene Ontology annotation, cellular component: small-subunit processome; Cajal body; nucleolus. The transcript has a single exon. Gene Ontology annotation, biological process: rRNA methylation; box C/D sno(s)RNA 3'-end processing. Bases 1 to 978 code for a protein of 325 amino acids. Gene Ontology annotation, molecular function: histone H2AQ104 methyltransferase activity; RNA binding; rRNA methyltransferase activity. The record is from RefSeq and is a predicted model, not a curated record. NCBI's taxonomy places the organism in Eukaryota, Metazoa, Chordata, Mammalia, Sirenia, Trichechidae.